AUGACGCUGAAAGAAUUAAACGGUAGUUCUGGUUUGCGCAUCUUGAUCGUUGGUGCGGGGAUCGGCGGUCUUACUGCAGCGAUCGCCCUGAGACAGCAAGGCCAUCAUGUAGAGAUUUUCGAACGUUCGCGCUUCGCCAAUGAAAUCGGCGCUGCUAUUCACUUGUCCCCAAAUGCAAAUGGCGUCCUGCGCCGUCUGGGGAUCGAUGCUACGAAGUUUGGGGCUGUGGAGACUGAGCUGUUGCGCGAAUACACUCCAUCCGGUGAGCCAGUCCACAUAACGGCUGUGAAGGACCAUGCGGAUAUGUGGAGACAUCGAUGGCUCCUUGUGCAUCGUGCUCAUUUCCACGAAGGACUGAAGACCGCAGCUACCGGUGCCGGCAAGGGCAAGCCUGCUAUACUUCACACCGCAAGCAAGAUCACCGAUGUUGAUGCCCAAAAUGCAACAGUGACUCUUGAAAAUGGCGAUGUCGUUGAAGGUGAUGUGUUGAUCGGUGCGGAUGGAGUCCACUCAAUGACUCGGACCAAGCUGUCAGACAAGAAGCCAAAAAGCUCGGGAAAGCAUGCCUUCCGCUUCCUUAUUAGCCGUCAACAGGCACUGGAUGACCCAGAGACCAACAGCAUCGCGCGCGACUUUGGCGCCGUCGAUAUGUGGGACUCGUCUGAUCGUCGUGUGGUGAUCUAUCCAUGUGCGAACAAUGAAUUGCUCAACUUUGUUUGUAUCCAUCCAGAGGAGUUGACGACCAUCGAGACCGAGGGUGAUUCGUACAAUCAACAUAUCGGCAAAGACACUUUGCUCGAUGUGUACAAGGACUUUAACCCACAAGUCCGCAAACUGCUGGAGAAGGCCGACCCGCAGACUCUCAAGCUGUGGCCUCUUUUGGAUAUGGAUACCCUCCCGUCGUGGGUGGAGGGCCGUCUGGCUGUUCUGGGUGAUGCUGUUCAUCCUUUCCUGCCCUACCGCGCAUCUGGCGGUGCAAUGGCGAUUGAAGAUGCUGUCUCACUGUCUGUGAUGCUAUCUGGUGACAUUACCGCCAGCGACGUUCCUGAGCGAUUGAAGGUGUAUCAAAAGGCACGCCAUGAACGCGCAACGACCAUCCAGCAGAUGACUCGCGAGUCAGUCACACUGGUCUCGCCUGAACGAUCAUUGCAAAUGGUCAGUUAUAUCUAUGGCCACGACGAGUUCGACCACUCCGCCCAGGUCCUCCGAAAGCACCUCUGGUCACAAAACCCGCACAUGUACUGGCGUCAGCCCAUCGUCUUUGGGCCGAUGCCCGGUCCCCGACAGGAUCAUAUGGGAAGGGACCGCGCACUCAAAUCCCUAGAAUCUACCUUCCAGACUGCCUCGAUUAAAUUCAAGACCAGCCGUACACUACUUCAAAACUUGUUCCCCUCCGAUCGGUACAGUUUCAUCUCCCCGUCCACCGUGGCGCGAGCCUCUUUCUCACAGACCACCCUCAACGGAAUGGACUGGCUGGGUGGUGGUGGAUACCGACACAUCGGACUGUACAUCCACGGAGUGCAGUACACCAAGGAGAACGGCGAGGUACUCAAGGGUACUUACAUGCCAAUUCUCUUCGAGAGUCUGGCAGACCCGAUUGUGUCGGGACGCGAAGAACUCGGCAUGCCGAAAUUGUACACGGCAAUUGACAUCCACGAGCGUAACAAGUCCUUCCGGCUACAAACGAGCUGGCAGGGAGCCGUGUGGGGCCAUCUCGAGUUCGAAGAUCUGGAAGAUCAAGAUCCCGCCGCGGACAAGGGGACGAUCGGUGGCGAGGACGACGACGGCAUCCUCGUAUACCGUUACAUGCCCAAGGUCGGCAAAAGCACCAAAGGUGAGGCUGAGGCGGAGUACCCUGUCUUUGUGCCCCAUGCGCAAGAGUCUAAGGUUGUGCCGUCGAAAGUGACGCGUCUGCGGCGGACCAAGAAUGCCAAAGUGGAGAUUAACGAGUUAAACUGGGACGCGCUCCCCACGCUUCAUCAUGUGGUGUCGCGGCUGGCGGAGAUUCCUAUUGACGAGGUGAUUGAUGCGAAGAUCACCGAGGGAAGAGGGGUUCCUGAUGUUUCAAGUGCUCAACGGAUCGAAUUCCUGCGGUCGUACCCUUUCAGCCAUCAAAGCAACAUUAGAGCGGAUUCUCCCGAAGGUGUCAUGCGUAUCACCGUCAGUGUCAUCCGCCCAGAUGCGGAUUCUGACAUCAUCACCCUAGAAGUCGGCGGAGAUAUGAGUAUCGAGCUCCUCAAAGCCAUCAUCGAAAGCGAAACCUCCAUCCCACCCGAAGCCCAACAGCUCGUCUACAACAACCAACUCCUCCAGAAUCCAGCACAAACCCUAGAUCAAGUUGGCAUCGGCGAAGGCGACAUGUUGGGUGUUCACGCCGCCAACCGCAGCGGUCCACCACAACUCCCUCCGCGUCCCAGCCCGGGCCCUGGCCCCAGCUCCGCACCGCGUCAGAACCAGAUGGCCCCCCGACCUGGCAUGCCCGAUCCCGAAACCAUCCGACUACAUAUCCUGGGCGAUCCGCGCGUGCGGGAGGCUGUCCGCCGACAGAACCCCGAGCUGGCCGAGGCGGCGGAUAAUGCACAGCGGUUCCGGGAGGUCUUACUCUCGCAGCAGCAGCGGGAGGCGCGCCAGGAAGCGGAGAAGGAGGCGAGGAUUGCGAUGUUGAACUCUGAUCCUUUUAAUCCGGAGAAUCAGCGCGAAAUCGAGGAGAUUAUUCGACAGAACGCCGUGACGGAGAAUUUACACAAUGCUAUGGAGCAUCAUCCUGAAUCUUUCGGCCGCGUUACGAUGCUCUAUAUUCCCGUCGAAGUCAACGGUCACCGACUGAAUGCGUUCGUCGACUCCGGCGCCCAGGUUACCAUCAUGUCGCCCGAGUGCGCAGUUGCCUGUAACAUCAUGCGACUGGUCGACCGACGCUACGGAGGUAUCGCCAAGGGUGUGGGAACCGCCCCGAUCCUGGGUCGUGUGCACUCAGCCCAGAUCAAGAUUGGAGAUAUGUUCUUGCCCUGCUCUUUCACAGUCAUGGAGGGUAAACAGAUCGAUCUGCUCCUGGGUCUGGACAUGCUCCGACGACACCAGGCAUGCAUUGACCUCCAGCGCGGGGCACUGGUAAUCCAAGACCAGGCAGUCCCUUUCCUCGGUGAGGCAGAUAUUCCCAAACAUUUGACGGAAGAGUUUGAGGACGAGCCUACUGUCAAGGGAUCCGAUGGGGCCGAGGUGGGUGCUCGGACUGGAGCGGUGACGCAUCAGGCAAGCCGACCGGGUGAGGGGAGCUCCAGUGCAUCCCAGGCUCCCCCGGCCCGGCCAUCACCUUCCACAUCGCGGUGGUCAGAGGAUUUAAUCUCCAAGAUCACAGAGCUAGGGUUCUCGCGCGGUGAGGCAGAGCAGGCACUCAACGCCUCCAAUGGCAACCUAGAUGCCGCAAUUGGAUGGUUGAUUUAA
Molecule: messenger RNA, 3441 nt
Organism: Penicillium pulvis
Lineage: Eukaryota; Fungi; Ascomycota; Eurotiomycetes; Eurotiales; Aspergillaceae
Gene: ddiA
Product: putative DNA damage-inducible v-SNARE binding protein Ddi1
Exons: 9
Coding region: 1-3441 (1146 amino acids)
Biological process (GO): proteolysis
Molecular function (GO): lyase activity; aspartic-type endopeptidase activity; protein binding
Source: RefSeq, a predicted model, not a curated record